This is a messenger RNA of Oxyura jamaicensis (ruddy duck), 4579 nucleotides long. RefSeq names its product interleukin 1 receptor accessory protein (gene IL1RAP). Gene Ontology annotation, biological process: signal transduction. The record is from RefSeq and is a predicted model, not a curated record. The transcript has 11 exons. Gene Ontology annotation, molecular function: interleukin-1 receptor activity. Lineage: Eukaryota; Metazoa; Chordata; Aves; Anseriformes; Anatidae. Bases 16 to 1797 code for a protein of 593 amino acids.
UGGUAAAAUUACAACAUGCUUUCCGGUGUCACGAAACAAAGAAGCAGGUUGCUGGAAAAGGCUGAGGAAAAAUCCUUCUGUUCCUGGAUGAAGAUGGUCGGUGCCCUGCUGGUGAUGCUGUGGCUGUGCAUGGUCCCCUUCUGCAGCAGCUCUGAACGCUGUGAUGACUGGGGCGUGGACACCAUGAAACAGAUCCAGAUUUAUGAUGGGGAACCUGCCAAGAUCAAAUGUCCGCUUUUUGAGACCUUCUUGAAGUACAACUACAGUACAGCCCAUUCUGCUGGCUUAACCCUGAUCUGGUACAGGAUUGGGCAGGACCGUGAUCUGGAGGAGCCCAUUAACUUCCGUCUCCCGGAUAAUCGCAUCAGUAAGGAGAAAGACACCCUUUGGUUCUGGCCUGCUCUUCUCAAUGACACAGGGAAUUAUACGUGCAUGCUCAGAAACACAACCUACUGUAGUAAAGUUGCCUUUCCCUUGGAGGUUGUUCCAAAAGACCAAGACUCUUGUGUGAGCCAUUCAAUAAAACCCACUGAGCAGAAGUUCUACCUGGAGCAUGCUAAUGAGAAGAUCAUAUGUCCAGAUAUUGAUGGGUUUUUCCCUGCUAGUGUGACACCAACUGUCAAGUGGUACCAGACCUGCAAGUUGGUGGAUGGCUUCAACAACAGAUACCCCCAAGGGCCCAAGCUUGUCAUUAGCAUUGUCCGCAGUGCGUAUGAAGGGAAUUACACUUGCAUUGUGACAUUCAAGGACCACGGAAGAACGUAUAAUCUCACCAGAACUGUAAUGAUGAAGGUGGUGGGAUCUCCGAACAAGGCCUUGCCACCACAGUUCACGUCCCCAAAUGAGAAAGUCAUCUACGAACUGGAAGCAGGGGAUGAGCUUGUUCUGUCCUGUGAGGUCUUCUUCACCUUUCUGAAGGACUCCCGAACAGAGGUGUGGUGGACCAUAGAUGGGAAAAACACAGAUGACAUCAUGGACCCCAAGAUAAAAGUCACACAAAGUGAAAUUAUUGGGCGUUUUGAAGACAAAACUAUCAUAAGGACUCUAACAGUUGCAAAAGCCACACCAGAAGACUUGAAACGAAAUUAUACUUGCUAUGCCAGAAAUGCUAGAGGGGAGACCUAUAGCCAGGCCAUAGUGCGCAUGAAAGUUAUAGCACCGAAGUACACCGUGGAGCUGGCCUGUGGACUGGGAGCAACCAUCCUGCUCGUUGUUGUGCUGAUCGUUGUCUAUCACGUCUACUGGCUGGAAAUGGUUCUCUUCUAUCGGGCUCAUUUUGGAACAGAUGAAACCGUUCUAGACGGGAAGGAGUACGAUGUGUAUGUGUCCUAUGCACGCAAUGCGGAGGAGGAGGAAUUUGUGCUGCUGACGUUGCGGGGAGUCUUGGAGAACGAGUUUGGGUACAAGCUGUGUAUCUUCGACAGAGACAGCCUCCCUGGGGGAAUUGUCACAGAUGAAACCCUGAGCUUCAUCCAGAAAAGCCAACGCCUGCUUGUUGUCCUGAGCCCCAACUACGUCUCACAGGGGACACAGGCCCUGCUGGAGCUCAAGGCUGGUCUAGAGAAUAUGGCCUCCAAGGGCAACAUCAAAGUCAUUCUAGUGCAGUACAAAGCCAUCAAGAAGAGCACAGUGAAGGAGCUGAAGCAGGCCAAGGCAGCCUUGACUAUCAUUAAAUGGAAAGGCGAGAAAUCCAAGUUCCCAAAGGUCAGGUUCUGGAAGCAGCUGCAGGUGGAAAUGCCAGUAAAAAAAAUUGCUACAAGUUCAAGCUUUCAUGGGAAAGACCCCUCAUAUGUUUGACAUCAUCAAAAAAGUAAACAAAAAACAACACAAAACAAACAAAGUUAGGCUGGGGAGGGGGAAGGAGCUCAGGUUUUGCCAUGAAAGGCCUCUGGUUAUGCUUCUCUGCAGCUUUUCUACUGCCCUGGCAGUAGAAAGACCAGAGUGCAUACACCACCUCUCUGCAAAUGGCACACCUUUGUAAUCAGUUGCACCAUCCCUGGUCUCAGUCUGAAUUUGGGCUCUUGGGGUGGGGUGCAGCUAGCACCUUGUGGUAGCAUGGCAUUUUUACAGGCCAGUACUCUUCUACCCUGUUUCUCUCGGGCAUUCCUUAGCUUCCAGGACAGGGCUCCUUUCCUCUCAUCAGUGGCUUUGCUCCUUCCUGGCUAUUGGUCCCCAUAGCAGAGCAGGGGGUGCAACUUAACUGGUGUUUCCAAAAUAGAAUCUUUCAUGUGUGUCCCAGCCCUCUAGUCCCCCUUUUUUUUUUUUUUUUUUAAAUAAAGCUCUGCUAGGUGCUUUUUGUAUUGUAGCAUUUCUACUAACAAGUGGUCCAUCUCUAGGACACUGCAGUCUUCCAAGUAUCCUAAAUCCUUUAGGGCCGUAACGCUCAUAAUCCAGGGACAAUCUCUCAUUUGCACAGGCCAUGGAGCAUGUCUGAGAGAUGCUUCUUUGUAGCGUAAACUCAGGGACUUCACAAGCACUGCAAGGAACCCCGAUAUACUACUGAACCUGCCUGCCGUCUCUGAGCUGCUGGCUGGGGGAAAGCAUUGUGCACGGUGCUGCUGGGGACUCUGGGAUGACACUGGAUAUAUGCCCAACUCCCCAGGGAGCCCUGCAAACUUACUUGAGCUUACUGAAGGCUCUGUCCAGCUGGCUAAGACUUGGCGUGCCCUGCCCAGCUGUGAACAGCAUCACUGUUCGUCAUCUGGGGCUGAGGUUUAAAAUAGCCUUGGUUUUACAGAACCUUUACCUGUCUUGUUUCCAAACCUGAGUUGCAGAACAGAGGAUGCAUCUCAGCUUUUGCAACCUUUGCACAAAAUGGAAAUGCAGAAACCACUGAGUACCAGUCCUUGCUUCAAUAGAAGGCAGCAGGCCUGGGAAAAGAUGUGGUGGGUUAAACCCCAGCUGCAAGGACAGGGGUGUCCCCUCCCUUGUAGGACAGACCAAACCACAGUGGGACCCUGGCAUCGACUGGUACUGUUGUUCACAAUAUAUUCACAUUAAUACUACAAGCUCCAGGGGUGCCUGUGCUCCUGUAGCUCCCCAUGCAUGGGCCUUCCCACUUAAUUGUGGAAUUCAGCACUACGCACACUACGUGCAUGCUUAUCUUUUGUAGGUAAUGGUUACUCCUGAGUCACCUCUGACUCAUGCUUUCACUCUGCUGGGGUCCAGCAGGUGAAGUGUAGCCAUUGUGAAUGGCAUUAAAAAGCACUAUGAUGUGGAGUCUAUGCACUAUUCACUCAGUGAGGUUUGAGGGUGUCCUGGUGAGCAGCCCAGCCUCAACAGUGUGGGUCUGAAUCCUGGCUUCAGCAAAGCGCCCUGCUCGUAGCAUCUCAUGAUUAAUAAUAAGUAUGCUGGGGCAGUUGGCAGCCCCAGCCGCCCAUGUCAUUGGGGAAGGUACCGUACAAACGUGGAACACAUAGCCAUUUCUUCUUUCUCACCUCCCUCUCCAUCCCUUACCCACUCUUCUCCUCCACCCCCAAAUAAGCUUUUCUUUAAGCAAGUGAAAAAUUGCAGUCAGCCUCACUACAGGUUGUGGAGCUCCUCGUCUGCUCAGAGUGCAUCAAAGCUUUGCUGUCAAUGAGCCUUUUCCUGUGGCUGUCUGUGGAGGGGCAGAGCUGCUUCCCACACUCCAGAAAGCUUCAUUUGGAUGAGGUACCACCCAGGGCCAUGCUAAGCUUUGUGAACCCAUUGCAACAGCAUUAUUUUGCCCAGCUUCCCCUUUGCUUCAGUGAUUUCAGCAUCCUUGUAAUCAGCUGCCAGAUCUGCAGGCAGAGGGAAGGCCCUGAGGCUGAAGCAGGACCGUGUUAGAUUCCAGUUUGAUUGUUAAAAAAAUAACUCAAAAAUAUGUGUAAGUUCAAUUAACAUCCCAGAUCUCACCACAUCACACCACGCUUUUGGCUGAGGUACCAAGAGAUCUGCUGAUGUUUCAGUAGGUCUGAUUAUUUUAAGAAAUAAAAUCCACUUCAUUUAUUACGCUGACUUUGUUCAGUUUUCCAAAUAAGCAAGGGACUGGGUCUUUCCCUGGCAUUCAUAGCAGCAGCUUUUGGUGCCACUGCAACCCCAGAAGAGACAUCAGCAAAACACCCCCAGGCAGAAGGCGCAGUGGUGUGAAGGGGGCCUGAGGAGUGCUGGUUCUGGCGCUGCUCCCCUAGGAGCAUCGCCGUGGACUUCACUGGGAGCUGCCAGGCCAGGCAUAGACCCCAGUCCCUGCUGUCAUGCUGAUCUGACCUGCCCCUCAGGUACGCCAGCCAUUCCAUCCAGUGCCACCUGUGGCUUCCAUGUGAGGCUUCUGUUGCAGCCUCUGCCCAGUUUCAGUUGAUUCAUUUGCGUCUCCGUGCUGUGACCUAACAUUUAUCAAUAUGCAGCUCAUACAAAGUUCCUCAUUGUUCUUUCAUGAGGCAACAGCAUUGCAUGAAUUGGAAAGAAUAUUUAUCUCCCUGUGCCAUUUGAUGUCUUACAGCUGUUCCAGAGUUUUCCCUUCUCUUUCCUGUAUGUUUUUGCCUUUGUGUUAUUUGGUCUGUGAAGUGUCAGUAUUAUUUUAUUUUGCUUUUCAAUAAAACAUUUUCACUUUUGCAUUUCA